UGGGCCACCUUUGAAAAACUUCCCAAUAUAGAUCGAUCUGAUCUUGGCAGAAAUAAUCGCAAUGCGAAAGAUGAGAAAAGUCUAUGUGAAUUAGCUUUAGUCGCAAAAUUUGGCCCAAUUAUAAACGAAUCAGAUUUGAAGAUUUUGGAAAAAACGAUAGAAACAUCAGUGUUAGAUCACAUGGUUGCGAUUGAUGAAAAUAAUAGUAAAUUAAAUAAGAUGAUGAAUACACCCUCAAGAAGAAAGCAAGAACAGAAAUCUAAAAAUAGUGAUAUAGAUUUUGAUGCUUUAACAAUAAGCGAAUCAGCAAAAAAAUUAGUCCUUUCACAAGCAAUUACCACUUCAACACCAACAUCAUCGCCAUCCCAUAAUGACGCAACUAGAUCUCAAAAAUCUUCAAUAACUGAUUUAUUAGAAUUAUUAUUAACUCCAGCAUGGGCAAAAGAGACCUUUAAGAAAAUAAAUACCCUGCUUUCAUUAGAAAUAGUUGUUUUUACAACAGAAAGUAAUAUUCUUCUUACACCAGAUC
This is a messenger RNA of Racocetra persica, 529 nucleotides long. NCBI's taxonomy places the organism in Eukaryota, Fungi, Glomeromycota, Glomeromycetes, Diversisporales, Gigasporaceae. The record is from the annotation of a GenBank genome assembly.